Messenger RNA from Boeremia exigua, 726 nucleotides. Its product is annotated as putative N6-adenine methyltransferase-domain-containing protein. The transcript is spliced from 4 exons. Gene Ontology annotation, molecular function: protein-lysine N-methyltransferase activity; nucleic acid binding. Bases 1 to 726 code for a protein of 241 amino acids. The record is from RefSeq and is a predicted model, not a curated record. Gene Ontology annotation, biological process: methylation. Lineage: Eukaryota; Fungi; Ascomycota; Dothideomycetes; Pleosporales; Didymellaceae.
AUGCCAAUCGACGACUCUGACGAUGAUGUCCCACAGCUCUCAGGCGACGCUCUGUCCGCGCUGAAAGAGUUUUACGGCGAGCGUGAUGCACGCCAGGAGCAGUUUGAGGCAUUGAAGUCGCAAGCCGAAGAUGACUUCGACGGGAAACUGUCCAUGGACGCCUUCACCGAAGACUGGAAUGCAAGCCAAUUUUGGUAUAGCGACGAGACCGCCACAGUGCUUGCAAGACAGCUGCUCGACGGCGCCACAGACGAAACGAGUAUUGCGGUUGUGAGCGCACCGAGUGCGUUUAUCCAGAUAAAGAACCUGCUCGCUUCUGGGGAGUACAAGUGUCGACCGCGCAUAAAGUUGCUGGAGAUUGACGAGCGGUUUGCUGUGUUCAAAGAAUUUGUACGCUAUGAUUUCGAGAAAGCGUUACAACUACCUACUGAGCUGAAAGGCUCCUUUGACCGCAUCAUCGUCGACCCUCCCUUCUUAAGCGACGAUUGUCAGACCAAAGCCACCUUGACCGUGCGAUGGCUAGCUAAAGGAUGGUCAUCUGAGACCGUGCGAAUAAUUGCUUGCACCGGAGAGCGAAUGGAAAGCAUCAUCACAGGCAAGUUGUAUGGCAAAGCUGGUGUCAAGACCACAGACCAUGACAUUAGACACGCGAAAGGCCUGAGCAAUGAGUUUAGAACAUACGCAAACUUUGAGUGCGAUGCGUGGAAAUGGUUGCAGCUCUUGUGA